UUUUCUGUCAUUAGUCGACAAAUAAUGUAAACCAGUUUCCCACCCAGCUCCCGCUGGUGUUGCGUCUGCGCCACAGCCAGCACUGUGGUCGCUUGUGUGUGCGAGGGGGGUUCAUUUUCCCGAGCUGCUUCACGAAUAAUUGCACAAUCCUCUGGCAUUUAUUAUUUUCUGGGUAGUGAAACCACCGAUUAAGGAGCGAGUGGCGUUUUCUGAAAUGAGAGGUGUGGUUUUGGAUGGAGAUGCUCCGUCUGCUCCCGCUGGGAUCCCCACCUGCCCUCCUCACACCACCGCCGGCUGGCGUUUCCCUGGGCUGCAAGCACAUGUCUGAUUAGUUUUUGUUAGUUACUACUACAGAGGAUAGGCCUGCUGACUUUUUUCUUUUUUUUUUUUUUUUUUGGUCCUGGUUGCUGUGGGGACGGCGGUGGGAUCAGCAGCGAGCAGCCUCGGCGCAGAUAAACAGGGCGGACGGCGCGUCUCUCGGCCUGCAGAGACUCCGGUUCAUGACGAGUGCCGCACUUCGUGCCCGCGGUGAUUCCCAGGGAUGGAGAAUACACGCCAUGCACUGAAAACAGUUCUUCUGCUGGCGUCUGUUUUACUUUUAGUGCACAGCAAGAGAGCCAGGCAGCCUCGCUGCCCCUUAUCAUGUACAUGUACCAAAGAUAACGCGCUGUGCGAGAGCGCAGGAUCGAUCCCUCGCAGCUUUCCCCCCGACGUCACAUCACUAUCAUUUGUCAAGUCGGAAUUCACCGAAAUCCCCAAAGAGAGCUUCAUCCACACGCCUGCCCUGCACCUCCUCCUCUUCACAGCCAACAACCUGGAGUCUAUAAACGAAGAUGCUUUCCUUGGUCUUCCUCAUCUAGAGUACCUAUUCAUAGAAAACAAUCAAAUCAAGUCUAUUUCACCAAAUGCUUUCCGUGGACUCAAAACCUUAGUCCAUCUGAGUCUGGCUUACAAUAAUCUGGAGACUCUGCCGAAAGAUGUGUUCAGGGGUCUUGAGGCCUUAACAAAAGUAGACUUGCGGGGGAACCAUUUCACAUGUGACUGUAAGCUGAAGUGGCUGGUGGAGUGGAUCUACAACACCAAUGCCACCGUGGAUCAGAUUUACUGUAAAGGUCCGGCCUCGCAGCUGGACAAGAAGAUCAACGAUCUGGUGCCGCAGUCCUUCGACUGUAUCACCACAGAGUUUGCUUCCUACCAGUCGCUGAAGUUUGAAUCCAUAUCGGUGGAAGCGUUUUCCUUCGGGAAUGACCAGUAUGUCGUCUUUGCCCAACCAUUCAUCGGGAAAUGCAGCUUUCUAGAGUGGGAUCAUGUGGAGAUGGUCUUCAGAAACUUUGACGACAUUGACAGCACAUCCACGGUGAUCUGCAAACCUCUGGUCAUUGACAACCAGCUCUUUAUUAUUGUGGCUCAGCUGUUUGGAGGCUCACACAUCUUCAAGCGUGACACUUCCGCUAACAAAUUCAUCAAGCUUCAAGGCAUUGACAUCGUGAAGAUCCGCAAGCCGAACGACGUGGAGACGUUCCGCAUCGAUGGGGAGUCCUUCUUCGUCAUAGCAGACAGCUCCAAAGCUGGUUCCACUACCAUCUACAAAUGGAACGGUAACGGCUUCUACUCCCAUCAGUCCCUCCACGACUGGUACCGCGACACUGACGUGGAGUACCUGGAGAUCUCCUCCAAGCCCCACCUGAUCCUGUCCAGCAGCUCCCAGAGGCCCGUCAUCUACCAGUGGAAUAAAACCAGCAAGCAGUUUGACAGGCGCACCGACAUCCCAGAAAUGGAGGACGUUUAUGCUGUGAAACAUUUCCAGGUCAAAUCUGACCUUUUCAUCUGCCUGACACGCUUCAUCGGGGACUCCAAGGUGAUGCGCUGGGAUGGGGCCCUCUUUAGAGAGCUGCAGACCAUGCCCUCUCGAGGCUCCAUGGUGUUCCAGCCCUUCGCCGUGGGCAGCUGGCAGUACGCCAUCCUGGGCAGCGAUUACUCUUUCACCCAGGUGUACCGCUGGGAUGCCAAGAAGGGCGAGUUUGUUCGUUUCCAAGAGCUGAACAUCCAGGCGCCGAGAGCCUUUUCACCGGUUUCCAUAGACAACCGCCAGUUCCUGCUGGCAUCCAGUUUCAAAGGGAAAACUCAGAUCUUUGAGCAUCUGGUCAUUGAUCUGAGCAAUUGAGGGAUUCAAUUCCUUUUAUUGUUUAGGAGAAAAAUACUUCUCUAGAUUGAUAGGUUAUUUUUCGUGAUUUUUUUUUUCCUGUCUGAAAGAGGCUGUUUUAAGAGAUGCAGUGCCGAACAACUCAGCGAUGUUCCUAACAUUUUACUCCCACUCAUUUUUGAAACCUAUAGAAAUCCAUGCACGAUAAAUUUCAAGAUAAAAGCAUGUAUCUCGACCAAAUAUCUGUCUGAGAUCCGUGCAUCUCCAGUUAGGAUUAGAGCCAAUAUGUUGUCAAAUCAUCAAUGCAUGAAAAGCCCCGACACAGGCCGUCGGUAAUCCAUUCAAUCCAACAGAAGUUUUCUUUUUUUUUUGUGUUUGUGUGUGUGUGUGUGUGUGUGCUCAGCCUUUCAUGUCACUCAAGAAUGUUUAUACAUUUGUAGUCUCCUAUUUAUCUACAGAAAGCUAGAACUAAAGGUACUUUUUAACCUCCUAAUAUGUUGAACUAAACAAACCUGCCAAACUGAAAUGUUUACAUUUUUCUGUCUUUCCAUUUGUAUGCUACAAGAUUUGUAAAUGAAGUUUUGUAAGUUGAAGAGGGACCAUAGCAUUCAGAUUCAUAUUUGUUAAAAGGAUGCUUAUCAUUUGAGAAACAGAAGUAUUGUGUGAACGUCCGCCUAUAUAUCCGUGCAUCAUACGUUUUUAUUGAUAAAGGUUUGUAUAAUAUUUAAAGUAUUGAACAGGUUUGGGAACUAUUUUCAACUUUCAAGUCACUGAGAUGAAAAACUGAGGAUAUUGUUCAUAAUCUGUCUUUAACUAACAUGUAUGCAAAGUACAUCACUUGUGGCUAGGACUAAUAUGUUAUUUAGAGUCAAUAAAGAUUAAUAAUUCAACUGAGCUCCCUGCCUUGUGUAGAAUUACAUACAGUAGCUUCAGCUUGACAUCCCGCCUUGGUUGUUGUGGAAACGGUUUAAAGGUGAAUUUUGUAAUCAAGAAAAAUAAAUAAUUA
Molecule: messenger RNA, 3149 nt
Organism: Cololabis saira (Pacific saury)
Lineage: Eukaryota; Metazoa; Chordata; Actinopteri; Beloniformes; Belonidae
Product: leucine-rich glioma-inactivated protein 1-like
Exons: 8
Coding region: 542-2164 (540 amino acids)
Biological process (GO): myelination
Molecular function (GO): protein binding
Source: RefSeq, a predicted model, not a curated record